Molecule: messenger RNA, 3718 nt
Organism: Bursaphelenchus xylophilus (pine wood nematode)
Lineage: Eukaryota; Metazoa; Nematoda; Chromadorea; Rhabditida; Aphelenchoididae
Source: the annotation of a GenBank genome assembly
AUGUGGCCAUUCUACGUGGCCUUGCUGCUCUCGGCAUUACGUAAGUUGAACAUUAUUUAGCUCUUCCAAAAGAUCAAAAUAUUCCUUUUGAAUAGGUAUUUUUGUGUGUUCUAAUCGCUUCCUCAUUGUCGUUUUAGCUGGGUAUCACGCCAACGAAUUGAGUAGAUGCUGUGCUGGAGGAGGUCGCCAUUACCGAGAACAGAAGGCUUGCACUGGUCUGAAGGCAGAAGGAUCUUCUCCGACAUGUUCACGGACAGCUGCAAUAUGUUGCCUGAGGGCGUCUUUAGAGAAAAGUUGUCAACUUGGCCAGGAAAUGGCCGUCAAUUACGGGUAUUGUUCGAAUACGGUCAAUGUUCUCGGUGGGGGCCUGCGGAAGGUAAGAAAUUUAAUUUUUGGCAACGCUUUCAUAACGGGACGAUUUUAAAAAUCCUUGCAAUUUUCAUUGAUGCAAGGCGCGUGGGUUUUACUUUUUUGGACCUCGUCGCAGAAACCUCGCAUUUUUUUACAAAGAUUUAUGGGUAAAAGUAAUACUAUAGUAAUAUCCGAAAUGAAAUCGGCCCAUUAUGGACGGAAUGUUUUAUUGUUUAUUAGACUUUAUAGCUUAAUAAUUUAGGAGUGUUGUGAUUGUUGUCUCUUGGCCAAAGAAUUAUCGAUAAAUAAUGAGAACUGUGAGGCGCCGACUGGAUUCAGCGCUGCUUGUCUCAGUUCAUUCAACAAAUGUUGCAAGUCUGACGCUUCCAAGAACGGUAAUACUCACUAGUUCUAAGUGUAAUUUGGUGCCAGUUCUGAUGAUGCAUUUCCAGAAGUAGUCCCCGACCCCAUCCCGGUCUCUUUGGGCGAUCAGUGUGCCUCUUCCAGUUGCGAGCACUUUUGUAGCGACAAGAAUGGAGACGGCGUUGAAUGUUCUUGUCGUCCCGGCUUCGAUCUCGGCCCUGACGGUCGCUCUUGCAUCGGUUGGUUUUCCCUCAAUCCCAUCGCACUUAUCCUCUCUGCUUCUGUACCGCACUCUCGUUUCAAGCGCUCUAUCAAUCCGUGUGAUCGUCGUCCCCUGGGGCCAUGUCAUCCCGAAAUGGAAAGAUGUGUGCCCUUAGGGGCGACGAGUUAUAGAUGUGAAAUGUUGCCGGCGAAUAUAAUCGCGUCGAGGGUACGGCAAAUGGAGAAGCCGGUGGAUCGGAAUCAUUGCCCCAGAGGAUUCCAAUGGAACGGUCGCCAGUGCACAGGUCAGGGAUACGAAAAGAAUGAGGUGGCCGCUGACGGCGAUGACUAAUUCAGUGUUGUGUGGUGAAUGUUGUGAACGAAGCAGAGAGAAAAUAAUUUGCAGUUAUGUACAAACCAUGACAGAUAUCGACGAAUGCUUCGAGUUUGGCGAUGAAAUGUGUCUCGAACCCAACACCCAAUGCUUGAAUUCGGCCGGGUCUUUCCAAUGUGUCUGCAAGAUGGGAUUUUAUUGGAGUCAUGCCGGCCAAGUGUGUGUAGGUACAUAAAACUCCGGCUUCAUUGCUUUAACUCUUGUGCUUUGACCUCUAACAACAUCAAUUAAUAACAUUUCUCAACUAAUAUAUUAACUUAGAUAUUGAUGAAUGUCUUAUUGGGGCUGAUUGUUUGGAAUCCCAGCGCUGUUUGAAUACUCCCGGUUCAUAUAAAUGUAUCAGAACCCUGACUUGUGGGACUGGCUAUGCCCUGGACAGUGAAACUGAUCAAUGUGUGGGUGAGGUGACUGACAUUAACCCUCAAAUCGACUAGAUUUAUAUUAACCAUCAUAGUAUUGCAGACGUGGAUGAAUGUAAUCUUGGAUCCCAUGAUUGUGGCGCUUUAUAUCACUGUAGAAAUACUCAAGGAAGUUAUCGAUGUGAUGCCAAGACAUGUGGUCCCUCUGAGAUUAUGAAUCCGAAGACCGGAGAAUGCACUUCCGUCAAUUGCCCCUCAGGCUAUGAAGUGAAGAACGGAAGUUGUGCAGACAUUGAUGAGUGCAAAACAUUGAGAAGAUGCGGGUUUUAUGAGGAAUGCAUCAAUCUGCCAGGCUCUUAUAGAUGUCAGGAAAAGGGAAAUCUCUGUGCUUCUGGAUUCAGGAUGGACAAAGAAUCCGGAUUCUGCUUGGGUAAGGAUGAUAUCAUACUAAUCCUCAUAGCAAAUCUCUUUACAACGAAUCGCAAAGUACAGAAAGAAUAUUUGUCAUAGAAAGGUCUCGCUCUACGGGAUUUCGUGGUACACUUCACGUCUGAAACCCACUAUGUUUGAAAGUCCGUCUGCAAAAAAAUGUGACUUCCCUUGUAAGCGGACCUCCGCACAACGAAACCUCUCUAUAAAGAAUCGUUUUUCGGCCACUUGUUGUACAGAGGUUUGACUACAGUAAUACUUAAAAUAUAAUAUUCUCUAAAUGAAAUCUUCACGUCAGAUGUGGACGAAUGCUCCACCGGAGAGCAUUCUUGUAACGAUCUCCAAUGCAUAAAUCUCCCCGGAAGUUUCAAAUGCAGAUGUUCAGCUGGUUUCGAGUUCAAUGAGACCACCAAAUUGUGCGAAGAUGUGGAUGAAUGUCUCAAAUUCAAGGGUCAUAUCUGCUCUCAACAUGCCACUUGUGAGAAUACAAUCGGCUCUUUUAUUUGUCAUUGUAAUAAGGGAUAUCAGUUGGCACCAGACGGGCGUCAUUGUGAUGGUAAGAGGCUGCUGUGAGCAUUUUGUUAUCCUUUAGAUAUCGACGAAUGUGAGACUGGACAAGCUCGAUGUCAACAGAGGUGCGUCAACACUCCUGGCAGCUAUCAAUGUGUCUGUAACCGAGGGUAUCAAUUGGGAUUGGAUGAGCGGACCUGUGAAGACAUCGAUGAGUGCUCCACUUGGGCGAGAUCUGGUGAGAAUCAUAUAAAAUCGUGUAUAAUAUGAAUGUUUACACGAUUUAAGGGCAAGAAUUGUGUAUGGGAAGUUGUAUUAAUACUCCGGGAAGCUUCAAAUGCACUUGCCCAUUGGGUUACGCCCUCUUGGAUGACAAUAUCACCUGCAAAGAUAUAGAUGAGUGUGCUUCCACCGGAUGCCCUGAUCCCAAUUCGGUCUGUGUAAAUACUUUGGGUGGCUAUCGCUGUCAGAAGAUAGAAUGUCCGGACAAGUAUGUCCCUGAUAAGCAUUACAAAAAGUAAGUGGUCUUAUUGUUACAUGGGUGAUUGUCUAAUAUCCUAACUUUAAUUAAAUUGGUAACCCGGAUUGCAGUCGCUGUGUGAGAGAUGGCUCUCAAUGUGUGGAUGCGUUGUCUGAUGAAUGUAAAAACAGUCCAGUUCACAUCUCCUGGCAACAUAUUUCCAUCCCCAAACAAGUGAACAUCUCUAGUCAGCGGACUUCGAUCACUUUGUUCAGCAUGAAGGGACCCUCUUCGUCAAAGGCCAAUAUGCAAUUUGAAUUGCGAAUUGUGGAUGUUGUGCCAGGUAUAACGCUAUUCUUGAAUACGCAUCUUUAAGAGUCCUCAAGUGUGAAUCCAGCGGUGAGGGAGAACUUCUUGCUCCAGAAGGGCGAUGACCGAAACAGUGCCAUAAUUGCCCUGAGGGACUCUUUGGAUGGGCCUCAAGAAGUUAUAUUAGAACUCACUCUCCGACUAACAACUAACGGUCAUUUCACGGGAAAAUAUGUAGCCAAUCUCGUCGUAUACGUGUCCCCAUACAAGCAUACCCAGACUCACCGUCAUCUUACAAAACAUCAUCAUCACCACCAUCUGCACAAGAGUUUCCAUUUCUAA